AUGCAGGAAACAAAAGGAAAGCCUGAAGAUUCGAACGUUAGCGGGCUUUCUGGAGAUGAAUUUCCUUACGAGCAAAGCAGAUUUGACAAGAUUUUGAAUACUUUUCUGUGCAGAGGUGAUUUUGCAAAGCAAAGCUUAGAGGCACCACCAGUUUCGUUUAGAGAUCUAUUUCGAUUUGCAUCUGGUCUUGACAAGCUGCUAAUUUUUCUUGGAGUUUUAUUCGCUGUAAUCAGUGGCAUCGGGCAGCCAUCGUCAGUGCUGAUAGGUGGUCGAGUUGUUAAUAUCUUUUUAACUGAAUCUGAGUCCAGCAUUCUUAAAGACAAAGAUUUAUGGCUGAACUAUUUGAUCCUUAGCACGUCGUUGCUUGGUAGCUGGUGCGAUAAGGCACAAACAGUGUUGCAUGUACACCCUGGAAAUAGUGUUCUUUGGCAUGACGGUUACCAAAUGAUUUACGUCUAUGCAAUCGUCGGUGUUACUAUGGUAAUAUGUGGAAUCAUUCAGCAUAUUUGCUGUAGAACAGUUUCGAUCAAUAUAGCGAGAAAUUUAAGAAGAGAAUUUAUUAACUCAAUUGUUUAUCAAGACGCCGCUUGGUUCGAUAAUCAAAAGUCUGGCAAACUGACCUCGCAACUUAAUUCAAAAUGCAUGGCUACAAAUAUUGACCGAAUAAAAGACGGAAUUGGAGAUAAAAUUGGAAUGAUUACACGGGGCCUUACCUCGUUUGUUACCUGCCUAAUUGUAUCUUUUAUUUAUGAAUGGAGAGUGACGCUAGUGACCAUUUUAUUAGGACCACUUUCAGCAACGCUUAUGUCUUUUCAGGGCAGGUUUGUGGAUCAACAGUCUACGAAACAGAUGAAAGCUAGUGCUGAAGCAGAUGCUAUUCUUGAAGAAUCAAUUAUAAAUGUUAAAACAGUAGCUUCAUGUAAUGGGCAAGAAACUAUGAUUCAAAAGUACAAAAAAUUGCUUCAAAACGCCAAAAUUCAUGCUCUUAAAGGAUAUGCUUACAGCGGUUUCUUCGAUGGCCUUUUUUAUUUCUUGAUGUACCUCUUUAUUGGUAUCGGUUUUCUCUACGGUGGCUACUUGUAUAAAGUUGGAGUCUUUACUGAACCUGGAAAAGUAUUCGUUUCUGUCGGGUUAAUUUUGUACGGCUCUUACUUCUUGGGUGUACUAAGCCCUCAUUUUAUGGCAAUCAUAAGUGCUCGGGUUGCCGCUGCAGUAAUCUAUAAAACUAUUGACCGGAAACCAAAAAUCAAGUCUACUGACGAGAAAGGAGAAACGAUUAAAGAUCCAAAAGGUUUUGUUGAAUUCAAAGAUGUACACUUUUCCUAUCCAACAAAGCAGAAUAUAAAGGUGUUAAAUGGGCUUACAUUCAGUGCAAACAUCGGUGAAACCAUCGCUUUGGUUGGACACAGUGGCUGCGGUAAAAGCACAACCAUCUCUUUAUUAACAAGAUUAUAUGACUACCAGUCCGGAAGUGUAACAAUUGACGAAUGCGAAGUGAAGAAUCUGAAUAUUAAAUUUUUAAGAACAAUUGUUGGGGUUGUACAACAGGAACCGGUUUUAUUCAAUGGUACUAUUAAAGAAAAUAUUCGUUUGGGACGUCCUGAUAUAACAGAUCGAGAAAUUGUCGAAGUAUGUAAAAUGGCAAAUGCUCAUGAUUUUAUCUCAAAACUUAAUCAGAAUUACGACACUUUAAUUGGUGCUGGAGGAGUACAGUUGUCAGGCGGUCAAAAACAAAGAAUUGCAAUUGCUAGAACUGUCGCUCGAAACCCCAAAAUUCUUCUUCUCGACGAAGCAACUAGUGCAUUAGAUGCUGAAAGUGAGGUUGUUGUUCAGAAUGCUCUACGAAAGGCCUCAGUUGGACGUACCACGAUUGUCAUAGCACACAGGCUGUCAACAUUAAGAAAUGUGGAUAAAAUUCUGGUGGUUAACGGUGGAAAAAUUGCUGAAUGUGGAAGCCAUGAGGAAUUGUCAAAAAUUGAAGGAGGAAUUUACGCAGGUUUUGUUAAAUCACAGCAAUUGAGGGAAGGAAGUUCAGAAAGACCAAAGGAAGGUCUACAGGAACAACUUUCCAAGGAAGAAUUUAUACGUCAAAGAAUGGAUGAGGGUUUCAAGAAACAUUUUCAGAAGACGUCAGAGCACAAUGAAGGCGGUCUUUGGAUGUUGUACCGUAGCUGCCUCUAUCAUUACAAAAAAGCCCUUUUUGCUGUUACGGCCUCUGUUAUCCGAGGAUUUGAACUGUUUGCCUUCGUUAUUAUUUACAGAGUUACCUUUAGUGGGUUCGAUGCUUCAGACAGUGAUGAGAUGAUACGCACGCUACGUGAUGCUUUUAUUGAGUUUCUUGUUGUUGGAAUUCUCUGUUUGGGAGCUUUGACUGGGGCAACAUUUAGUUGUGGCUGGUUGGCCGAAACUGUUGUAGACAGUCUGCGAAUAAAAGCUUUGAGAAAACUUCUUUACCACAACGCCACAUAUUUUGAUGAUCCAUCUCGAAGCCCUGCAGUGACAGUUACUCGGCUAACAGUUGAUGCGCCAAAUAUAAAACCUGUAUGUUUCAAGAACACUUUGUUUGUGGCUUUGGAUCAUCGUCUGAUGCAAAUCAUAAACAAUGGGUCAGGCUUAAUUGUUUUGAUUGUCACAGGAAUUGCUUUUUCAUGGCAGAUUGGACUGCUGGGCACUCUGUGUUUUAUUGUUUUCUUAUUCAUCUUUUACAUAUGCGCUAUAUUAGUUCAAAAAUCUGAGGAGAGCGCAGUUGCUGGAGAUCUUUCUGGGGAGAUUGCAAUUGAAAUUGUAGAACAGCUUCGAACCAUUCAGUUGCUAACGCGGGAAAUACACUUUUCAACCUGCUAUGCUGAAAGCAUCUCAAAAGCCGCGGCGGCUUACAAAAAGGGGAUUAAAGCGGAAGCCGUUCUGUACUCUUUAGCCACUUCGUCCGGAUUCUUCACAGAUAUGUCAUCCUAUGGUCUUGGUAUUUAUCUUAUUUAUCAUGGCCUUACUACAGCAACGGAGGUUUACACGUACGACCUCAAAUAUUUGUUCUAUUCUAGUUUUAGAGCAGCUAUUGCUAUACAAACAGGCGGAUUUUCUUUAAUAUUAGUAGCUGGCAGUCUGAACUCCUUUGUUCAAGGUGGAAGUGCAGCACGAUCAAUUUUUAAAAUUAUUAAUGCAGAAGACACUAUCCCGAGAAUAGACGGUGAGUCAGAACCGGUAAGUCUUGUUCGUUUUUCAAGCUUUAUUUGCUUUUCAGUUGGUACUUUUUUCUGAGC
This is a messenger RNA of Enterobius vermicularis (human pinworm), 3260 nucleotides long. The record is from the annotation of a GenBank genome assembly. NCBI's taxonomy places the organism in Eukaryota, Metazoa, Nematoda, Chromadorea, Rhabditida, Oxyuridae.